Molecule: messenger RNA, 366 nt
Organism: Aspergillus eucalypticola CBS 122712
Lineage: Eukaryota; Fungi; Ascomycota; Eurotiomycetes; Eurotiales; Aspergillaceae
Exons: 1
Coding region: 1-366 (121 amino acids)
Source: RefSeq, a predicted model, not a curated record
AUGCGCUCUAAAAGAUCAUCCCAUGCGGUCAGCAACAGUUCUGGAGAUACCAAUGACAACAAAGCUGUCCAAAACAAACAUGAGUACAGAGACAGACGGGGUCGAGCUGUUUAUGGCCAUGAGGUUGCAGACUCGCUAGCUUUUAAAGACAACGCAAACUUUGACGACGAUAACAACGAUAGCAACAGUGACGACGACGAUGACGACUACAGCACAUCCAGUAGCAAUUCCAUCGAUGCCUCUAAGCAAGCCUGCAAAGAUGUAGAGGAUAUCGUCAGUAUCCUUGGGGGAUUGGAGUUCACAGGUGCCACCGUCAAUAUGGAUGCCGCGAAGAUUCCAGAUGGCAGCCGCCUGAUCGAUAAGUAA